UUGCAUAGGCCUACUAAUGAGAUAGGGGAGAUUAUUGCAAUCACGUCUGUGACUAAUCACGUUUGCCCUUUUUUAGUCACCAGCGUUAUUUAUUUAUCUGUGCCACAGUUCAUAGUCAAUCAAAGAGAGAGCAAGCGCGCGCAUCUGAAAGUGGACCACACUGCCCUCUUCCUGUACAAUCACUUUACAGUUGCUGUCAAUGGAUAAACAGCACAGCAUCCAGCGAGGGGCUUCCAGAUGGGCAGCGCUGAGGGAAAGGAACACACUCAAGGUAGCGAGGAAGGAGGAGUUGCUCGUCAAGCACUAGCUGGAUUCAGACAAAAUGAAAGUCACUUUCACAGGUUUGGCCAGUUUUGUGGCCACCUUUGGUGUCCUCAGCUUUGUAGGUCUCGUUCUGGCAAUUGGAACCGAUUUUUGGUACAUCAUUGACACUUCUAAGAGAGAAAACAGCUCAUCUGUGUCUCUGAGCUCACAUUCUGGACUGUGGCGGACUUGUAACUUUCAUAACCAGUGCUGGCCAUUUAUGAAUCCUUUUGGAGCAGGACGAAACUUAUCAGAUUCACAAAGGCAGAUACUAAACAUGCAUGGAACAUUCAUUGUCCUGCUGCCUCUCAGCGUGAUUGUGCUGUUUGUUGGAGGAAUGCUGGGCUUCAUCAGUAUGUUGGCACGAGCCUACCUGCUGCUCCUCAUGACUGGAGUGCUGCUUCUGUUCAGCGCUGUGCUCUCAUUGGCUGGAAUCUGCGUCUACAUGGCGUACUCUGCGGCCGCCUUCAAAGAGGCUGUGAAUAUCUCUGGCCACAAAACCCUGGAGGACAUAGAGAUUUACUUUGGCUGGUCUCUGGUUCUGGCCUCCGUUUCUUUUGUUGGAGAACUCUGUACUGCCGUGGCAUUCCUACUUACCUCAGCCAGAGUGAGCCAGCUGACCAAUCAGGAAGAAGACGAAUAAUUAUCUGAUGUGACGUGAUCUGACAGGACAGGAGAGAGUUGCACCACAAGAAGGCAUUGUAAAUGACAUAACACUGAAAAUUACAUCGAUGUUUACAUUUUCAUAUUUUUUAAAGGUCAAAUUAAAUUUCAGUACAUUUCAACCUUCACUUUUAGUAAGGUAAUAAUACAUGGUCAAUCUUUGAGGCUUGUGAACCCCUAGGGGUUCCUCUGGGAACUGCAGGUUUUUUUUUUUUUUUUUUUUUUGACAUUUGUGAUAGAAAUGCCAAAACUAAAUUAAUAAAAUGAAUUUAAAAAAUAGAAUAAUAAUAAAUAAUAACAAUAAAUAUAUGUUAAUUAUACAAGUGAACAUGUUGUAAAAUGUGACAUUUUAAUUUUGCAGAUAAUUUUGAAAGGGUAACAAUUAGUCGGUUCAGAAUAAAGCUUGGGAAUUCUUGAUGUAUAGAAACACAUUUGUUGACAAUUGCAAUCUAAUUUUUAAAACAUUUGCUUAUUGUUAUUUAAGUAUGUUAUUUAUGUUCAUUUUGUCCUUUAAGUACUCUACGUCUCUCUGGCAUUUUUUCAAAUCACAAUAAAAGAUCGGUUUUGCCUCUUUA
Megalobrama amblycephala (Wuchang bream) is the source of this 1541-nucleotide messenger RNA. RefSeq names its product transmembrane protein 114. Lineage: Eukaryota; Metazoa; Chordata; Actinopteri; Cypriniformes; Xenocyprididae. Bases 323 to 946 code for a protein of 207 amino acids. The record is from RefSeq and is a predicted model, not a curated record. Gene Ontology annotation, cellular component: apical plasma membrane. The transcript is spliced from 4 exons.